Molecule: messenger RNA, 2331 nt
Organism: Syzygium oleosum
Lineage: Eukaryota; Viridiplantae; Streptophyta; Magnoliopsida; Myrtales; Myrtaceae
Exons: 15
Coding region: 392-2104 (570 amino acids)
Biological process (GO): transcription initiation at RNA polymerase III promoter
Cellular component (GO): transcription factor TFIIIC complex
Source: RefSeq, a predicted model, not a curated record
GAGGGCGUUCUUGAUAAUGCCUAUACAUCCCUUGCUUCUGUUGCUUCUUGGGUCGUCGCAUCGGUGAUUUCGCUUGAUCGUCAGUGUUAAAGCUCGCGCCUUUGAGAUUGGUUUCGGUCGGCUUGGCAUUGGGUUUUGUUCUUUUUUGUUUUCGUCGUAGUUUGGCAUGAAUGGAUGUUCAGAUGUACAGAAUAAAGUUCGAUUUAACAUGCAGCGCGCAUAAGAAAACUGAGAAAGAUCAGUUGCCUAUGAUUCCUCCGUGCUUAAUACCUGUUUUUCCCUGCACUGUCAGUCUUCCCUUAUUGCUCGUCACCUGUUCGGUGAAAUUCCUCGACGAGGUGGUGAUUCGCUUUAGAUAAUUAAUUCCUAUGUUUACCGUACACAACAAACAAUGGGAGAAAUAAAGGAUGGAGCUAUUUCUGGAUGUUUGCCAAGCGCUAAGACAUUUGUGGUCCACUAUCCGGGCUAUCCGUCCUCUGCCUCGCGGGCUAUCGAAACUCUUGGUGGAAGUGAAGGGAUUUUGAAGGCUCGCAGCUCCGAUUCAAACCAAAUGGAACUUCGUUUCCGGCCUGAAGACCCAUUUUGCCAUCCUACUUUUGGGGAGCUUCGUCGAUGCAAUAAUCUCCUGUUGAGAAUAUCAAAGAGGGGCCAGAUAUGUACUAAUCCUUCAAUUACCCAAGAUCACGGUGCUGUCAGCGAAACUGGAAUGAGUCCGCAAGGAGAUCAAUGCGCUAGUUCUUCUGGUGCCAAUAAAGAAGAGGAUCAAACGCAGCUGUGUGCUGAUAUUGCUGCUCGUGUCUCUGAGGCAUACGUUUUUCAAGGGAUGGCUGACUAUCAGCAUGUUGUUGCUGUUCAUGCUGAUAUUGCUCGGAGGAAGAAGAAAAAAUCAGGAGAAGUUGAGGAGCCUCCCUUUGCAAAGGAUGGUCUUACAAGUAUUGAAAGUGAGGAUGUAAUGAUGAUAGUACCCCCACUCUUCUCAUCCAAGGAUGUCCCGACAACUUUAGCGUUAAGUCGUCCCCCAACCACUUCAAAUUUAAAAAGGAAACAGGAUACAGCCGCUGAGCAUGUUGAGGUUUUUGUGGAGAACAGUCUGGCACUUGAUUUCAAGAUCAAAGAGAUCCCAAAGAUAAUAGAUUGGGAGGAGCGACUAAUACAAGGAUCAGAUGAGUGGGAGAGUCAAUUGGCUGUGUCUAAAUUGUUCGAGGAGCGGCCCGUAUGGUCCAAGAAUUCUCUUUAUGACAGAUUGCUAGGUAGAGGUUUGAACUUUGGAGUUCUUUUGCUCAAAAGAUCUUGCAGCCUUCUCACAAAUGUGGCAUACUAUUUCAAUAAUGGGCCAUUUCUGAAGUUCUGGAUAAGGAAAGGAUAUGAUCCUCGUGAAGAUCCUGAUUCUCGCAUAUAUCAAGGAAUCGGUUUUCGAGUGCCACAACCAUUGCAAAGUAAUUAUGAUUUAACAGCAAAUGAUGAGUUGGAGCCUAGGUGGGAGGAUAUAUGCGCUUUUCGUGUUUUCCCUCGCAAGAACCAUGUAUCGUUGCAACUGUGUGAACUUGUUGAUGAAUACAUUCAACAAGAGAUAAGGAAUUCCCCAGGGAAGAGUACUUGCACGUUUAAAACAGGGUGGUUCUCGGAACCUGUACUUGAUAGCUUGAGACAACGUAUUAUGAUGAGAGUCUUGUCUGUGUACCCAAAACCCGGUGCAGAGAGUUUUUCGAAACUAGCUUCAGAACGCUUUGAGAAGUCCAAAAAGAUGCGGUUUCUUGACAACACCGUGAAGAUGGAUAAAAAGAAAGACCAACAAGACAAAGGUGAAGAAAAUCCAAUAUUAGAUACUGAUAAUGAUGAAGAGGAAGAAGAGAUUGAUGAUGCUGGAGAAGAGGAAGUUGAUGCAUAUGCCGUGGCUGAGGAGGGUGACAUAUCUCUACAGUCAUUUCCUUAUGCACCUAUGGAAAACAUCUCUAGAACGUACUUGCAGGAGCUCUUUGGCAGUUUUCCAUCCACGGAGCAUGGUUUUGAUGCGCAAAAUGCCGAUGGGAGCGAUGGAGAGUUUCAGAUAUAUGAGCAAGAAAGUGAGGAGAAUUACUCCGAUGAUUAUGAAGAUGAAGAUUAAGGUCUACAAAUUUUUUAUGUAGAGUUUAAUCCGUAUAGUACUUCUUCUUUUCCCAACCAUGUUCUUAUGUUACUGUGAUCAUAAUUUAUUGACCAUUUAGCAGCUAUCAUCACUAGGAAGCUGGCCGUGUAACGUAAAUGAGUGAGGUUACCAAAAACGUCUUGUACAUGUGAUUUUAGUCACAUUUUUGUGGUCAUGUAAUGAAAAGUUAUUGCCUUUCUUUUCCA